AUGGAUUUCGCGUGGUUGAUCGAGGCUGGAGAAUUUUCCGCUUCCAUCUGGAAGUGGAUCUUCUUCAUCCUAAUCACCGCGUACGACUUCGUGUACGACUUCGUCGAACCCUUUACGGAAUCCGCGUGGGUGUGCGAGAUCGUAGGGGCUUCCGGUUCCAUCUGGGACUGGAUCUCUUACCUCCACACCGCCGGUGACCAAGCUUUCCGCGCCUUCUUCAACAUGGAGUUGGCACCUUUCACGCCGCUUAAUUGCGCACUCGUUCUCGCUGUCCGUCUGAUCUGUAUCGCCGCGACUAAACGCCUCGAGGCGUAUAGUCUGAGAUGGAAGGAUGGCGGCAAAGAUGAUCCCUUGUUUCUCCACGUCGACGUGGAUGAUGUCUCGGGUGUCUACAAGAUUGAGCGAAAGCCCAGGAUUCCUGGUACCUGGCCAGAACCCCCCUCGCCACCGAAUCAGGCGGUGUGCGACCCCGAGCCUGCUCCUAAGACCGACAUCGAAGUCUUGAAGGCCAAGCACGAGGAAGAGAAAUGCGAGAUGUGGACGAUGUAUAAUGCGUCAGCCUAUCAGAACAGGAGUGAGAUCUUCCGUCUGAAGGCACGUCUCGCCAGAGAGCGCCCCCGUCCCAAAUUCGUCAUCGACAAGACCAAGAACCUGCCCGACGUGAUCCAUAAGAGACUUGGUGGCGUUGAAGGAUUCUUCCACAACCCCCAGAAGGUCAGCAAGCAAGACUUCAGCCUCCGUGAAUCUAUCGACGUGCGUCGCGCGAUUGUUUCCAGCAACCAGGUCUUGGCAGCCGGCAACCACGCUUUGGCGGCCAGCAACGAGUCUCUCGCCUCAAGCAUGCAGGUGUUGGCUUCGAGAAUUGAAGCGGACGGCAAGGUUCAGCAGGACCUGGUCUCGCAGCAAUUCAUGGCAAACUUUCACCUGCUCCAGACUUACCGCGGAAAGAGCACGAUGCGACCAGUUCCUGAGUUCUUCGAUAUCAACAAGAGUGCCAGUCAAGCAAGCGUCUCAAGCCAGACGUCAAACGCCCAUGUUGAUGUUGCGGAAGUCGCCCAGACGUCAAGCAAGAUGAUCCAAGUCACAAAGUCAACACAGACUUCGGAUCGCACCCCUCUCUCGUUCUCGCCCAUUGUUGUCUCGCCUAUGUCGACGGCCCCGGUCAUGCUCUCGCCGGCUAACUUCAAGGCGGUUCAAGACACUGAGCGAACGCAGAACUCGAGUCCUGGGCCUCUGUCUCUAUCACCGCCAGUCACCUCCUCCUCGCCAACCACACCGGUACCGACCUUGCCUGUCAAGCCAAAGGAGACUGACAGCGCCAAGGCCGAGCUUGUCUUGACUACUACGAAGGUCACUGCUCCGCCUGCGAGCCCGAUGCCGCCAAGUCCUCUUGCUGCUUUGGAGAAGAUUGUUGCCCUUCCCGCCUCUCCGGUACUCUUGCCUAGUACCCCUGACGAGAAGGUCUCAUCAGCUCACCCCUCUCCGAAUCAGACCUUGCAACCCGAGAUGACAGAGAAGAUGCCCUCGUCUGGCACAUCUGCUACAGAACUCAAAGCAGCUCAUGCCGCCGCUACUCAGCCUCAGCCUAAGAUCGCAGACAAAUUGCCCCCGCUUAUCGGAGAGCUCUCCUCAGACAACAUGUUCGUGGUUCAAGCCAAGCAACUCAAGAAUGGAGAUCAGACACCCUCGCUUGGUAAUUCUCCUAGAGUUGGCAAUAUCUUCGCGGCUCAUGCUCAGUUUAAGGCUGUCAUCGUCGAGCCCACAGUCGUUCGGCCGCCUUCAGAAGUUCCUGCUUUCUCCGUACCAAUUGCCGAUAUGGAGCCUUCGCCAGAAAUCUUGACUCCUCCGAUUUCCCAGUCCCCUCUUCCCGCUGUCCCUGUCAAUUCCCCAGCCGAGAUCAAUGAACGACCCGAGAUCAAGGAACUCCAUGAGAUAGUCCUUCAGACACAGCAGGUCCCGGUGGCUUCUCAAGCCCCGAAAGCAGCUGCCGAGGCCGUGAUCGCAACUCCCAUCGUUAUACCUGGUCCGCCUAUUGACAAACACUCGGCCCAGCCUGACAGCGAGAUGGACUGGGAGACAGACGCUAAGCGAAAUACGCAAACCGCUGAACCAGAGUCUGACGAGGAGAACGACAAAAUGGAUGAGGAUUCUCCUUUGAAGCUUUGCUCGGGAUCCGACUUUGAAGACGGCUCUGUUUCGGGCUCUGAUCUUGCACCUCCCACGCCCUCACCUGCUCCUCGUCCGACUGGGCCUCGGCCGCAACAGGUCCCGGACGAAACUAUGUUUGAUGCACCCCAGAUCCGUCCUAACCGCGAGCUUGAAAUGGAAGAAGCCGCCGUGCCUACGGUAGACCGUCCCAACGUCCAGUUUCAACCUGCUCCUGAGGCUGUGAUGAUAGACGUCCCCGGUCCCGCCGGCUCUGAGUCCAAGUUGAGAGAAGUUCCAGAGAACAAGGCAAGGCAGUGGUCAUCGCCUCCGGUAUCCCCUUCUGUUACCUGGCCUAGCCCUCCUCACGAGUUUGUUGAGGUCGAAAAGGCUUCCGUUGUCGUCAAUCCUGAGCCGGAGUUGAAAGAGUCGCUGGUGGACGUCGAGGAAGAGAGAUCUUCACCUCCGGUAUCUCUUCCAGCCCAGAACACUUCUACUACAGAGGUCGUGAAGGUCGAUAAUGUCCCCGCCGCCGCAGUUCCCGAGCCACAGGUGCCAAAGAAGCCCAUAAGAAUCAAGUUCGUCAAGAGGGCCGCGAAUCCGUUGAUGACCCCGGUUCGGCCCAAGACAAAGCCGGCAGCAGAUCAGCAUGCUUCUUCCACCAGAUCCGAUGCAGACAGCCCUGACGCCUUGGUUGUUCAAGCCCCUGACAACUGGAAGUCUACCACAAAGGCAGACACUGUGUCGAAGCUCGUGCUGCUACCAGUGAGUUCGUUCAAGUCAGCCACCCAGCCGAGAACAGACCUCCCACUGGAUAGCGCCGGAUCUCGCAAGCAGAGCCCGCUGUCCAAGACAAUCACCGAGCCUGAGCCAGACGUGCCCGAAGAGCCUGAGGAAGAAUCACCAUCUCCCACCGUCACUCGUGCGCCUGAGCCCCCUGCGCAAUCUCAAAACGAGACAGUGGCACCUGCGACAAUCACUGAACCAGAGUCAGACGUACCCGGAGAGCCCAAGGACAAAUCAACGUCUCCCGCCGUCCCUCAGACACCGGAACCGCCUGUGCCUGGAAGUGGCUUCCUCGCAACGCCCUCGACGAUUCCUGGACUCUCAUGGCCUGCGCCGCCCCCGCCAAUGCCCCCGGUCACGAAGCAGGCCCUCGUCCUUCGAGACUUGUCUCAGGAGCCCGAGGAGAUGGAAUCUGAGUCCGAUAACGAUUCAGACAGCGAAGUAGAAUUCCUAGGAAUCGAUGAGUACAUCCCACCGCGCAAGAUCUUGCCAAUCCGUCGCCGUCGUUUGGAACUGGCUCUGGGGCCGGCUCCGACUCCUCAGACCUCAACUUCCGAGGCUCCUCCCUCCCGAUCGCCAACACCAGAGUACGAGGCCUUAUCGGAACUCCCUUCGGACUCGGACGACGACCAGGCAAUGUCUGAGGACGAAGACUUCCCUGCCCCUCGGAAAAUCCUCCCGUUGCGUCGACGUAGAUUGGGAGACGAGGAAACGCAACGCGCACAGGCCCAAGAGCAUGAGUUCCGCAAGAAGAAGCUCCAGGAUGAACAGAACGAAUUAGACGAGAAGGCGGCGAAAUUCCGGCCUCCGCCGCCGAUUCCUAUGGUGCCAGCCCCUUUCGUCGUUCAUGCUACGCCUUUGAAGUUCAACCCCUUGCCUGCGCCUAGUCCUACGCCCGGGCUCAGUCCUGCGUUACUUGCCGUCGCUCCGUCUCUUGCAAGACUCGUGGUGGUGAUUGGAUCCCCCGAGGUGGAGGACGAGUUGAAGAAAUCUCUGGAACCGCUGUGGGACCUUAUCGAUUCUGACCAGUUGAAGAUGUAUUGUGCCAAAAGCCUCACGCAGCUGGCUAUCAGAAGGUGGGGCGAGCUCAUGGAACACAAGCGAUACAACAGGGGACAGAGCAUUUUCCGCAACAUGUUCGAUGAUCUCAUUGACAGAUGGGCCGCAUUAGUUGUGAAGGAAACUUUCGUCGCUCACCUGAUCGUACCCGAUGAUUCCGAAUCACAAGCUGAGAUUAUGAACCCAUGGCUGGAGAAGAUCAGGGAAGCCCGGAAGAAAUGA
Colletotrichum fioriniae is the source of this 4212-nucleotide messenger RNA. RefSeq lists its product as uncharacterized. NCBI's taxonomy places the organism in Eukaryota, Fungi, Ascomycota, Sordariomycetes, Glomerellales, Glomerellaceae. The record is from RefSeq and is a predicted model, not a curated record.